Messenger RNA from Melitaea cinxia (Glanville fritillary), 1339 nucleotides. RefSeq lists its product as uncharacterized. Gene Ontology annotation, cellular component: extracellular matrix. The record is from RefSeq and is a predicted model, not a curated record. The transcript has 10 exons. NCBI's taxonomy places the organism in Eukaryota, Metazoa, Arthropoda, Insecta, Lepidoptera, Nymphalidae.
AUGUUCAGCAAAAUCGUAGCCUUUGGUGCCAUGCUUGCGGUGGCUAACGCCGGUUUUCUUCAUGGAUACGGACACGCUACCUCUUCCCAAAGCAUCAUCCGCCACGAUGGGGGCCACUACGGUAAUCCUCAUGUCUACGCUGCAUACGCCCCUGCUGCUCACUACGGCGGACACGAUGAAUACGCUCACCCAAAAUACAACUUCGCGUACUCAGUAGCCGACCCUCACACCGGCGACCACAAGUCCCAGCACGAGAGCCGCGACGGUGACGCCGUGCACGGCUCUUACUCCCUGGUGCAGCCCGACGGUUCCGUCCGUAAGGUGGAAUACUCCGCUGAUGCUCACAACGGUUUCAACGCCGUCGUACACAACUCUGGUCCCUCCGUCCACAUUGCCCCCGCCUAUGCCUACAUCGUAGCUUUUGGUGCCAUGCUCGCGGCAGCUAACGCCGGUUUUCUCCAUGGAUACGCACCCGCCACUUCUUCCCAAAGCAUCAUCCGCCACGACGUGGGCCACUAUGCCGCCCCUAUUGCUUAUGCUGCUUAUGCUCCGGCCGGCCACUACGACGCACACGAUGAAUAUGCUCACCCCAAAUACAACUUCGCGUACUCAGUAGCCGACCCUCACACCGGCGACCACAAGUCCCAGCACGAGAGCCGCGACGGUGACUCCGUGCACGGCUCUUACUCCCUGGUGCAACCCGACGGUUCCGUCCGUAAGGUUGAAUACUCCGCUGAUGCUCACAACGGAACCGAUCGAUAUCAAUCACUGACCAGAACUGAUCCAAAUAAGAUCAAAAUGUUCAGCAAAUAGGUAGUGCUUUUUGGAGCUAUGUUCGCAGCGGCAAAUGCUGGUUACUACCCAGGUCAUGGUCACGCUAUCUCCUCACAGAGUGUCGUUCAUCAUGACGAGGGUCUUGUUCUAGGAAAUAUCGCAGCUCCCGCUUACUACGGAGCACCUCUGUUACAAACCGCUCCCCUCACUUAUUAUGCUGCUCCAGCUGUCUAUGACGAACAUUAUGGUGGCCACGACGAAUACGCUCAUCCCAAAUACGACUUCGCGUACUCAGUAUCUGACCCUCACACCGGCGACCACAAGUCCCAGCACGAGAGCCGCGACGGUGACGCCGUACACGGAUACUACUCUCUUGUGCAGCCCGAUGGCUCCGUACGCAAGGUGGAAUAUACUGCUGAUGAUUACAAUGGUUUCAACGCAGUAGUCCACAAUUCUGCUCCGUCUAUCCAUCCCCAAGCCGCCUAUGGAUACUAUUAAUUAGUUAGCUUUUUAUGUACAUUUAUAAGAAGUGUUAGAUUACUCAUAAUAAAAAUUAAAGAUGAUU